Molecule: messenger RNA, 651 nt
Organism: Rotaria sp. Silwood2
Lineage: Eukaryota; Metazoa; Rotifera; Eurotatoria; Philodinida; Philodinidae
Source: the annotation of a GenBank genome assembly
AUGUCAACAGUCGAUUCAUUCGAUAUAUAUUAUCCAAUAUCAUGGAUUAAAACAACGACAGAUCUCGUUCUCAAUUUAUUUAGUAGUCCUCAAAAAACGAAACGUUCAUUACCUGAAGAAGCCGAAUGUGGCUCUGUCGAUGGCAUUAGAUGUUGGCUUCGCGAAGGCGCAGAUAUUAAUGCACCCGAUGCAUAUGGUUAUACACCACUGAUGAAUGCUGCUAUGCUUGGUCGACUUGACGUUGUUAAAGCAUUAAUUGAAUAUGGAGCCGAUAUACAGAGAAAAGGUCAAUUUGGUUAUACAGCUUUGCAUGCUGCCGCUCAAAGUGGACAUUUAGAAGUUGUACAAGCCCUUGUCAAAUAUGGAGCAAGCGUGAAUUGUAAAAAUGAUGAUGGUGAUAUUCCACUUAUUCUUGCUGUUCGUGGAACACAUGCAGAAAUAAUUGAUUAUUUGCUUAAAGCUGGUUCUGAUAUACAUCAAAAUGGUUGGCUUGGACAAUCAGCAGUUCAUACAGCUAUUGCUAAUGGAGAUCAAGCAACAGCUGAUACAUUAUUAAAUCGUGAAAUGAUGAUUGGAUGUUCAUGUUCCGAAUCACAUCGUCAUGCACGUGAACAUCUUCGACAAGCAUCAUCAUGUUCAGUUGAAGAUUAG